Molecule: messenger RNA, 1597 nt
Organism: Amphiprion ocellaris (clown anemonefish)
Lineage: Eukaryota; Metazoa; Chordata; Actinopteri; Pomacentridae
Gene: grem1b
Product: gremlin 1b
Exons: 2
Coding region: 279-827 (182 amino acids)
Biological process (GO): animal organ morphogenesis
Molecular function (GO): BMP binding; receptor ligand activity
Source: RefSeq, a predicted model, not a curated record
GGGGCGGAUAGUCUUGAUUUUCUCUUCAUCGUGCUUAGCCAAUAACUGUUGUGCACAUCUCAGCUGGCAGACAUUUAAAAGGGAGACAGUCCGGCGCUGGAGCAAUUUGUAUUAAACCCCCCCUCUGGCCCCUGUCUAUGGAGCGCUUAGUCUCCCACCCAUCCCCAGUCCCACUCGUGUUCAGCCGACAGCAGUAGGUGUCUUAUCACCGCGGAAGGUGCCGCAGAGGACUGACAGGAUCAGAUCAUCGCGCUUGGAGAAGAGGAGACUCGUACAGGAUGGCCAACUCGACGCGUAUCUUCUGCAGUAUGGUUUUCAUCAUUGGACUGCUAUCCUCUCCUGUGGAUUCAAAAAGAAACCGAGGUUCACAAGGCGCCAUUCCUCAUCCUGACAAAAACAACCCAAACGAAUCGGAGCAGCAACCGCAGCCUCCGCAGGCGGGUUCCGGCUCCCGGCAGAGGCCCGGCGCAUCCUCGCCGGCCGACGAGGUGCUGGAGUCCAGCCAGGAAGCUUUACAUGUGACGGAGCGCCAGUAUUUGAAACGAGACUGGUGCAAGACGCAGCCUCUCAAACAGACAAUCCACGAGGAAGGCUGCGUCAGCCGCACCAUCAUCAACCGCUUCUGCUACGGACAGUGCAACUCCUUCUACAUCCCCAGACACAUCCGCAGGGAGGAGGGUGCCUUCCAGUCCUGUUCGUUUUGCAAGCCCAAGCGUUUUACCACCAUGACUUUCACUUUGAACUGUCCGGACCAGCAGCCACCCACCAAGAAGAAACGCAUCCAGCGCGUCAAACAGUGCCGCUGCAUAUCCAUAGACCUGGACUAAACACACAAUAAUGAGUGGUGUGUGUUUAAUAUCGCAAUUCUUCGAGGACAGGAUUGUUGGUAGAAGGGGGGAAAGUGUUUUUGACUGUCACACAGCCAAGAGCACGUGCCUGUCUCCAUCUGGAGAAGCACCGCAUGAUGACUUUCUCUUGUUGCACAGCGUGUGAGCAAAUAUGGACAUGCAACUUAUUAAAACGACUUUGAACCGCGACAUUUUUACUCCGCACCAGUUUCUAAACGAGCAUCACUGCACGGAAACGCUGACUUGGAAUGGGCACGUUUUACGCACGGCUUCCUCAUCCCGCUAGGACUGCAUAACCCGGGUUUUAUUUAAUAACUCACCGCUCCAAACACUCGCUGUGGCAGGGAAACAUUUCUGUCCAAUUCUGUAUUUUACGUGUUUAUAUAUAAAUAUAUGUUUCUUGAACUGGAUGUUUCCACUGUGUGGAAUUUGAUGGAUGAAUGGCUUCAUUUGUAAAUGAAAAAAAAAGUGAUUUUAUUUCGAUAUUUCAAGAAUCUUUCAAGAUUAACCGAAUUGAUUUCUGUGAAUUUCGAAGUCCAUCAGUAAAGUUUUUUUUUUCUAAAUAGGGAGCCUCCUCAAAUAUAGAGACAAGAGGCUCCUUUGGUAGUUUCUACGGAUAAUGUACAGUGAUGGUUUCUACAGUGACGAGAUUAAAUAGUGGUAAAAUGUAAAGCCAUCUUUGAUGUAACCGGUUUGUUUACUCAUUUGAUUAAAUUAUCCACCAAAAAAUAAAUAAACGGAUGCUGGAA